Guillardia theta CCMP2712 is the source of this 1053-nucleotide messenger RNA. RefSeq lists its product as hypothetical. NCBI's taxonomy places the organism in Eukaryota, Cryptophyceae, Pyrenomonadales, Geminigeraceae. Gene Ontology annotation, cellular component: microtubule. Gene Ontology annotation, biological process: microtubule-based movement; mitotic cell cycle. The annotation marks the transcript as partial. The transcript is spliced from 4 exons. The record is from RefSeq and is a predicted model, not a curated record. Gene Ontology annotation, molecular function: microtubule binding; plus-end-directed microtubule motor activity; ATP binding.
AUGGCUGAAAAUAUCUGUGUCUCCGUACGUGUCCGACCCUUGAAUAAGAGGGAAGAGGAGUGUUCUCAGAGAGAAGCGUGGCGAGUGGUAGACGGCAAAAGUGUCGUUCCAACAGAACACAAUCCACGAAACGGCCAAGGAUAUUCAUUUGCUUUCGAUAAUGUGUUCGACAAUGUCUCAACCUCUGAGGAUGUUUAUGACAAGUGUGCGAGGGGAAUCAUACUCUCAGCUCUCGAAGGCCAGAAUGGAACCAUCUUUGUUUAUGGUCAAACAAGCAGUGGUAAGACACAUACCAUGCAAGGAUCUGAGUCGCAACCCGGAAUCGUGCCUCAUGGCAUAUCUUUUAUUUUCAAUGAAAUCAAGCAUGUAACCAACUCCCAAGAAUUUUUGGUUCGGUGUUCAUACAUUGAGAUUUACAAUGAAAACAUCACGGAUUUGCUGAAUCCUAAGAAUUCAAAUCUGAAACUUCACACAAAUCCGAAAGGAGGAGUUUAUGUCGGCAAUGUCACUGAGCCUGUUAUUGCAAACGCACAACAAGCUAUGGAGCUGAUCAGCAAGGGAGCAGCGAACAGACAGGUUGGCGAAACCAAAAUGAACGAAGCAUCGAGCAGAUCACAUUCCAUUUUCCGUAUGGUGAUCGAAUGCAGGAACAAAUCUGAUUCCUCAGGCGCUGUUAUGGUUGGAGAAUUGAACAUGGUCGAUCUGGCAGGCUCCGAGCGUCAAUCUCAGACACAGGCUACUGGAGCGAGGCUCAAGGAGGGAGCAAACAUCAACAAGAGCUUGUUGACUCUUGGAAAUGUUAUCGCCAAAUUGUCAGAAGGCGAACAGUCUCACGUACCAUACCGCGAUAGCAAGUUGACCCGAAUCCUUGAAAGAGCUCUUGGAGGAAAUUCACGCACGUCGAUUAUCUGUACCAUCACACCAGCAGCAGUCCACACCGAGGAGACGCUGAGCACCCUCAAGUUUGCCACCAGAGCCAAGACCAUCAAGAACACAGUGACUGUGAACGAGGUCCUCGAUGAUCAGGCGCUGCUCCGAAGAUACAAGAAGGAG